GUCUAUAGCCCGCCCUUCUUUUCGCUUCACACAACGUUCCUUCGCUUCAUUCAUCUCAGUCUACCGGCCGUUCGUUUCGCUUCGAGAUCCCCUCUCCCACCUCUAUUACCACUAUCCCCCCCCCCAUUCGCAGUUCACAUCUACCAUAUGAGCCCAAGUCUGGAUCGGCUUCGCUAUAUCUUCCUCCUUCUUUCUCAUCCCUGCGACUACACCGAGACCUGACCCUCGAAGCCGAGACCCUGGAUGAUGGGCACCACAAUACCUAACGACACCAUGGAUCGCAUCGAAUGUUCUGCCAUUUACAUCGAUCAUCGCGUCAGGUCGGAGCGAUGGGUUGAUCACAACACCCUGGACCCGGUAACGGACCCGGAUGCGCAAGCCCUCCUGCUCGAAGAACCGGAGUCGCUUCGAUCGGACGUCCGAGUGCUGUUGGGGGUUUGUAAACGUAUCUAUCUCUGUCAAGCCGGCGCGUCGAUCGCAACGAAACUAGCCGAGUUGAGCGACGGCGCGGGUAGCAAAUAUAUGCCGAUUUUUGCAUUUUUCGACAUAGAUCUGCACGGAGAAGAACCGACCCUACAUCGCCGCCGAGCGAGUCGUGGCUCGUGGGCAGACGUAUCGCCUCCCUCGCCCGCGUCGCUACGCCGUGGAUUCACCUUUUCCUCGAACUGGGAGGGGGCAUAUGAUCUGAAAUUACUGUCCGGAUUAUCAACCGACAUCCAAGUGCAGGAUUUGCCCAAUUUGAUCGUGCCUGUUGCCAUCCUGCGCCCUCCGUCCGGCGACCUUACCAGUGCCCCUAUCGAUCAACCACCUAGUAUAUCCACCCUUCCCGACCCGCAACACAUUUCCAAAUGCCUGGAUGCCGGUGCUGUCGACGUCCUCGUAACCCCGCUGGACAGCUGUCGAGCGCAAGCUCUGGUUGUCCAUGCUUACCGGACCCGUAAAACUGCCUUGCGAGAAUCCGCGCGCUUCCUGUCGAGGAAGAAAACGCGAAAGCACUCGUGGGUGGGGGUGCACGAUGAGCAGCCUUAUGCUUACCUGCGAGAGGCGAUGGUUUCCAAGCUCAUGAAAGGCAUUUGCAAUCCAGAAGAGGUCAUUGAAGAGUUUCAGGACCGCGAGUUAGAUGUACGCGCGGAGCGCGCAGAACUCGUUAGAGAACAAAUCGGACAAUGGAGCUUCACCGCUCACGGAUUCUCUGACGAUGAGUUGGUCCUGGCAGCCUUUGAGAUGCUUCAACAUGCUUUAAGUGUGCCUGACUUGGGAGAGUGGCAACUGACACCGGGUGAACUUCGGACGUUCCUCCUUGCCUGCCGCGCCUCCUACAAUUCCUUCGUGCUAUACCACAAUUUCCGCCAUGCCAUAGACGUUCUGCAGUCCGUCUUCUGCUUUUUGCUCCAUAUAGGCGCGCUGCCUCCUUAUCGAUCGGUCGGCCCGGCGUCGGGCGACAAGUGCCCGAUUGCAUCCCUGCUCACGCCGUUUGAUACCCUGACCUUGCUGAUCUCUGCGAUUGGUCACGAUGUCGGUCACCCGGGCGUAAACAACUUUUUCUUGGUCAAGCUGAAUGCCCCCCUGGCUCAACUCUAUAACGACAACUCCGUCUUGGAGGCGUUUCACUGCGCCGCCUUUUCCCAAAUCCUGCGUCGGUACUGGCCGGCUGCUUUCAAAGAUCGCCAGCUCCGCAAAUUGCUGAUCAGCUCCAUCCUAGCAACGGAUAUGGGCGUUCACCAGAAGUUCAUGGAACGAUUAGGGUCGCUGCAAGAGCGGUUUCAUGAGAAUGAUUGCACCACGGACGGGUGGAAGCCGCAAGAUCUGGAGCUUUACAAGACCCUCGUGUGCGGUCUGCUGAUCAAAUGUGCCGACAUCAGCAAUGUGGCGCGGCCGUGGGAUGUUGCAGAAAAGUGGACCCAGAUCCUACAGGAGGAGUUCGCCAAUCAGGGCGAAAUGGAGAAAGAGGUGGGAAUGGAGACUGCUUUGUUUGGCGGGCCCCCAGAGCUCGGGAACAUCUACAAACUUGCCACUGGCCAGAUUGGCUUCAUGUCGAUCUUUGCGCUACCUCUGUUUGAGGGGGUAUCGGAUAUCCUUCCCGACUUGAAAUUUACGGUGGACCAUAUUCGAGGAAACCAGUUCAGAUGGCAUAUGCUUGCCGACCGAGAAAAGAGCCGACAAACACUGUUAUUAGAUUUGCGUCCAGAUGAGGUGGUUUCUCCGCGUACGCAGAGUCCAAUUCGAAGUCUCAAGGGUAUGCGCGCCCCGGUGGCAACCCCUGGCCCCGACACUCUGGUCAAGCCCGCCUUCCCUACCAGCGCUACCCCGCGGUCCGCUCCGGACGACUACUUCGGGGCCGUGCACUCGCCCGUCAACUCGGAUGAACCACCCAGUGACUACAAUGAGAACAACAUCAGCCCCGUGGUAUCACCGGAUACACCUGGUCCGUCUAUGGACAUCACAGGCAGUCCAUUCCCAACGGAGAUAGACUCACGCAAAUCAUCCGGUGCUGUGUUCGACCAUGCAACGGUCUCCACUCCCGGAGAAUCACGCACCAGUAGCCAUGACUUCUCCACCACGCCUUCAGCACGGCCGAGUGAGACAUUUGACGGAGCCUCGGACACAAAUCGCUCGUCGACCGACCCGACCAUGAUGGCCACAGUUGUCCUGGCCAAUUCGUCCGCCACGAAUGGCGGGGCAUCCGGGCCAUCUAGUGCCCGCAACAGCUCGAUUGAAGGCGUGGCGGAACGCCCCAGCAGUUCACGACAAGCCCCUACCGGGUGUCGCCGUCGCCAUGCGAACACUGGCUCAUCUGGACGCACGUCUGGCCUAUCGAGCUCUCAACGGAACAGCUGCACUCGGACCCACAGCGUCAGCACCUACAGCAACAACAUGACCCCGAUCUCUCCGGCUACCAAUGCGACCAGCUUCCUGACGGUGGACAGUGACGAGAAAGGAUUUGCUCGGGAAAGUGUCAGCCGGAGCGACAAUGAAGAGUGGAGCCGGGCCAACAUCCGACCUGCGACUUCUAAUCAUGAGUCUACCGGUACCGUCUACCCGGUCAACCGUCGGGCAUCCGACCCACACACGUACGACGCUGGGAGCAAGCACUUGGGAUCGCCUGCGGGCAAUGGCACCGGCAGCUCUGGGCAAUCCACGACGACCGCGGGCAGCUCCAAACAAGAUGGACGAGGUCGUCCUUGGGGCGAGCCUGGCGAGCGUCACUCGGGCCCCUUCAAACUGGUAAAACGACGGAGUCGUCUCCGACUGGCAUUUUGGCGACGCAAGCCGCAUCAUUCGCACCAGCACGAGCUGAGUGGCGAGACCUGACACGAUCUUCUGCUUCUUUGGCGUUAUUCUGCGAUUUGAUUUCAAGGUGUUCAUGGAAAACCAAGGGGGAACUUGGGUUAUGGG
This is a messenger RNA of Aspergillus fijiensis CBS 313.89, 3396 nucleotides long. It is a transcript of the gene pdeB, whose product is annotated as 3',5'-cyclic-nucleotide phosphodiesterase PDE2. NCBI's taxonomy places the organism in Eukaryota, Fungi, Ascomycota, Eurotiomycetes, Eurotiales, Aspergillaceae. The transcript is spliced from 2 exons. Gene Ontology annotation, biological process: signal transduction. The coding region runs from base 244 to 3312 and encodes 1022 amino acids. Gene Ontology annotation, molecular function: 3',5'-cyclic-nucleotide phosphodiesterase activity. The record is from RefSeq and is a predicted model, not a curated record.